Candoia aspera is the source of this 2852-nucleotide messenger RNA. RefSeq names its product zinc finger protein like 1 (gene ZFPL1). The coding region runs from base 237 to 1211 and encodes 324 amino acids. Gene Ontology annotation, cellular component: Golgi apparatus. The transcript has 7 exons. NCBI's taxonomy places the organism in Eukaryota, Metazoa, Chordata, Lepidosauria, Squamata, Candoiidae. The record is from RefSeq and is a predicted model, not a curated record.
UUUUAGGGAGACAAAGCUCUGAACGUAAGGAAGAAUUUGGGAUUAUAGUAGUGGUGGAAAUUUUGGAACUACAAUAAUGGAGGUGGUCUUCUGAUCGUCCAGCGAAUAGGGUCAGAAGUACAAUGAAAAUAUUAGGCAGUAGUUUGAAAAGCCCUUGUGUAGGUAAUCCCUCUGUCCUUGUCUUCGUUCUCUUUCUCCAGCUCUUCUCAGCCUAAGCCACCACUGCACUUACUACAAUGGGGCUCUGUAAAUGCCCCAAGAGGAAGGUCACGAACCUGUUCUGUUUUGAGCAUCGGGUGAACGUCUGUGAGAACUGUAUUGUUGCUAAUCACGCCAAGUGCAUCGUCCAGUCGUACCUACAGUGGCUUCAGGACAGCGACUACAAUCCCAAUUGUCGUUUGUGCAAUACUCUUCUUUCCGACAAAGAGACGGUCCGGCUUGUGUGUUACGAUCUCUUUCACUGGUCCUGCCUCAACGAGAUGGCCAAUCAGCUGCCGCAGAACACGGCUCCCGCUGGCUAUCAGUGCCCCAAUUGCCAGGGCCCCGUCUUCCCUCCCACCAACUUGGUCAGUCCAGUUGCAUCUGUCCUCCGAGAGAAGCUCUCGACCGUCAACUGGGCUCGGGCUGGACUCAGGCUUCCCCUGAUUGAUGAAAUGGAAGCAGCUCGAGACACAGAUUCUCCCAACACCACAGAGUGUAGCGACUGGUCCAGUUUCACAGCCCUCAGCUCAGAAGCUGCUGCCCCACAGGGUUCAGUGUCCUCGUUUGCCUACAACGCCGGCUGCAACUUCCCGUCUCCGCAGCAGCCGCAAAGCCUGAAGAACGGCGGUGUUGCGGAGCAGCACACGGUUGUCAGCAUCAGUGACGGGGGUAGAGACCCCGUCACCAUCAAUGCAGUCUCCUCGCCGCGGAAAAUUUAUGAUACCCGGGAAGGGGGGUUCGGCAGGGACUCGGGCAUCGCCAUCGACUUUGACGAGGACAAAUACCGACGGCGGCCGACCCUCAGCUGGCUUGCCCAGCUGCUCAAGAACCGCUUCGGCGCCCGAAAGCAGCCACGCUCUUUGAUGCAGAGGUUUGUCGUUUUCCUCCUGAUCGGCGGGAUCGGCUUCCUCACGCUCGUCAUCGUCAUGAUGAAGCUGGGACGGGCCUCGGCCGACAACGACCCCAGCCUGGACCCCAAGUUCAACCCGCACAUCCGAGUGGGACAGUAGUGAGUAGGGCCGGCCUCUCCUUUGUCGUGUGGCCCCGUACCCCGCUCUCGGCUCUUCCUCUUCGCCACUCCUUGGCAAAAUGGACCCGAGAGGGAGUCCUGGGGUGGCAGCGGCUGGGUCCCGGUGAGCUUCCCAGCCUGGAUGAGCAAGGCUGUUGGGACACCUUCAAAGCUUGGAGGAAGGUAUGCUGGUUAAAAGACGGCCCUCGCUCUCCUCCUCCUCCUCUACUCUGCCAGUUGGGUGGGAGUUGAAAAUAAUGCAUUGUGUUGCCCCACAGGGCAGUGUUAUGCAGACAUGCCAGGUGGGCAGCUGAGGGGCACAAUUAAACUGGCAACUUUAAAGAGAACAAUUGCUCACCCUCUAUCUUCCUUCUCUUGCUGCUACUCAGUAGGUCUGUGGGCAAAAGAGGUCCUUGUCUCUUAGCACAACCCGUGUAUCCCUACAGCUUUGCAGAGGAGAUGUCUGGUGGGGCUGAGGGGCUUCUCCACUGCUUUGUUUUCAUUCUUCGAUGGAUGUUUAAGACUGUAAUGAUCUGCUGGGAGCCAGGUGUCUGUCUUGCUCAGUCUGUUGCCACCCAACCUGCAGCAAUUUUUAGAAAAGAGCAGGGCCAAGUUUGGAGAUUUCUAGGUCAAGUAACAGGGCCUCCUACCCUAAAUCCACUUUGAUGCUUGUGCACAAGUUGCCCUUGGUUGCCAGAACACCAGAGCUUCACCUGAAAAAGGGAGCUCUAAGCUGGAGCAACACCUGCCGGCACCCCUCCUCAGUACUUUUCAUCAGCACACCUACAUUCCAGCCUCUCUCUGCUGCUUUGUCUGCACAAGGCAGUUGGGGUGUGGGGGGAGGAGACAGGCUUCUUCCCCCUUUCCCUGUAAUCAUCUGGCAGAAAUGGGGAGGACCACAACAGCUGGCUGUCUUUGAGAUGCCCGUGACAUGGGUCUUCUAGGCCUUGGUGCUCGGGGGCCCAUUUUGUAGGACCAAAUGCUGGAACCACAGCCUUCCUCUCUAGCCUGGUGGCAGAACAGGUCCGCAGCUUGAUUGGCAGAUGGCUGAUCUGCGGUGGAGAUGAGAGGUGGACAGUUCCGCAGCACAUAAGUUUUGCUUUGCUUGACUUAAUAGGCCAGACUACACAUCGCAGAGGAAGGCCUGAGCAGGGCCCAUGUCCUUGCACCCCGCUGCUCCUUGUCCUCUUGGUUCUAGAGAGCCCUCUGCCUUCCAGGCUCACCUUCGGCCACACACACACACCCCUCCGUUCAAACACUGGUUCCUCUGGAGGGGUGGCAGCUACCAUCUCUUCUCCAGAGCCACCUUUCCCCUGUCUGGUGCUUGCAGAUCUGCUGGGUCAAUAGCUUCACUAAAAGUGGCAGCCCCAAACCAUUUGGAGGGCUCCUGGUGAAGCAAAGGCUUGUCUCGUCCCUGACGUUCAAUCCAGAAGGGUGAGGCAAGGCAACUCUUCCCACGAUCCUUUGCAGGAGCCUGUGUUUGGGAAGGACUGGGCUGGUGGAACUAUGGUAAAUGAUCUGUGAGGUUUAUUUCUUGCCUCCACGUGCUUUGGACGUAGGAACAGUGAGUGUGCAAAGCUCUGGCACAUUGAAGCAAUAGAGACAUUUGUUAAUAUUCUAUUAAACUCUUGGCUAAUCCCAA